UUGCACGAGCACGGCGCUACGCUGACAGGCCGCGAGCGCGCACGACCACAGAAUAUUCUCGGUAGUAAACACCCGGCCAUGCCGCUCACUCCUCUCGUUUACUGGGCUCAACGCCACGAAGAAAUAUUUCUGCGAGUGGAACUGACAGAUGCUCAGAAUAUUGAUGUUCAAGUGCAUGAGAAUGUUCUUAAAUUCAGAGCAGCCCAGGGCCAUGGUGCAAAAGGACAAAAUGAGUACGAGUUCAGCCUGGAGUUUCUGUUGCCAGUGAAGACAGAGGUGAACCAUAAAUCCACACAGCGGCAGGUGAACGUCAUAGUGAGGAAAGUGCAGCGUGGCUGGUGGGAUAGACUGACUGUGCAGGAGCGUAAACCGGUCUUCCUGGCUCCAGAUUUUGACAGGUGGUUGGAUGAGUCAGAUGCUGAGAUGGAAAUAAGGGAAAAGGAGGACAGAAGGAACAGGCUGAGGGCUGCAAGACAAAGAGACGAUGGGUUUGUCAGCUUGAAAACAGGCUUUUUGUUUAUGUAUAACCUGGUGCAGUUUCUCGGAUUUUCAUGGAUUUUCGUCAACAUGACCGUGCGGCUCUUUAUCUUUGGCAAAGAUUCUCUCUACGACACCUUUCACACGAUAUCAGAUGUGAUGUUCUUCUGCCAGAUCCUGGCAUCAGUUGAAGUCCUCAACGCUGCCUUUGGUGUAGUCCGGACAGGCGUUAUUCCCACCGUUAUACAGGUGGUUGGAAGAAAUUUUGUACUCUUCCUCAUUAUUGGAAGUUUGCAGGAAAUGCAUCGUCAGCCAGUUGUGUUCUUUGUCUUCUAUCUGUGGAGCGCUAUUGAGAUUUUCAGGUAUCCAUUUUACAUGCUGGGCUGUUUCAAUACAGAGUGGAAAACCCUCACUUGGCUGCGCUACACAGUCUGGAUACCACUUUAUCCACUAGGUGUUCUAGCAGAAGCCGUUGCUGUGAUACAGUCCAUUCCCAUCUUUGAGAAAACAAAACUCUUCAACAUUCCUCUGCCUAAAGCCAUCGGGACCUCUCUUAGCUUCUCAUACGCUCUAUACUUUUAUCUCGUCCUUAUGUUUAUAGGACUUUUGAUCAACUUUCGUCACCUUUACAAGCAAAGGAAGCGGCGUUUCCGUACCAAGAAGAGGAAAGCAAAUUAA
Molecule: messenger RNA, 1155 nt
Organism: Menidia menidia (Atlantic silverside)
Lineage: Eukaryota; Metazoa; Chordata; Actinopteri; Atheriniformes; Atherinopsidae
Source: the annotation of a GenBank genome assembly